Trichechus manatus latirostris (Florida manatee) is the source of this 2172-nucleotide messenger RNA. RefSeq names its product interleukin 31 receptor A (gene IL31RA). Gene Ontology annotation, molecular function: cytokine binding; cytokine receptor activity. NCBI's taxonomy places the organism in Eukaryota, Metazoa, Chordata, Mammalia, Sirenia, Trichechidae. The record is from RefSeq and is a predicted model, not a curated record. Bases 28 to 2172 code for a protein of 714 amino acids. Gene Ontology annotation, biological process: cytokine-mediated signaling pathway. Gene Ontology annotation, cellular component: signaling receptor complex; external side of plasma membrane. The transcript is spliced from 14 exons.
CCCCAGCCUGCCUGCGGUAACUCAGGGAUGAUGUGGGCCUUGGCACUGUGGAUAUUCCCUCUACUCUGCAGAUUUGGCCUGGCAGUUCUGCCACAUAAGCCUGAGAACAUUUCUUGCAUCUUCUACUAUAGGUGCAAUUUAACUUGCACUUGGAGUCCAGAAAAGGAAGCCAAUGACACAUGGUACACAGUUAAGAGAACUUACCUAUACGGAAGUGAAAAUGAUACUUGUAAAAGUGAAAAUCGUGCUUCGUGUUCUUUUUUCUAUCCAAACGUAACAAACCCAGAUAUUUGCACCAUUGAAGUGGAAGCUCAAAAUACAGAUGGUAUAGUUAAAUCCAGUAUGACACAAUGGAAUUUAGAUAACAUAGUGAAAACCGAACCACCUGAGAUAUACUGUGUGAAACCAGCUCUGGGUGUCAAACGAAUGGUUCAAAUAAAAUGGAGAAGGCCUAGGUUGGCACCUAUUUCAUCUGUUUUAAAAUACACGCUUCAAUUCAGGACAGUAAAUAGUGCCAAGUGGCUGGAAGUCAACUUCACCAGGGAAGAUAUCAGUAUAAUCCAAACAUAUGACCUCACAGGGCUGCAGGCUUUUACGGAAUAUGUCUUAACUCUACGAUGUGCAGCUGAGGAGUCAAGGUUCUGGAGUGAAUGGAGCCAAGAAAAAACAGGAACAACUGAGGAACAAGCUCCAUUUGGCCUGGAUCUAUGGAGAGUCCUGAGACCAGCUGAGGUGGAUGGAAGAAGGCCAGUGAAAUUGUUGUGGAAGGAGGCAAGAGGAGCACCAGUCUUGGGGAAGACACUUGGCUAUAACAUAUGGUACUUUCCAGAAAACAGCACUAACCUCACAGAGACAAUGAACACAACUAAUCAGCAACUUCAACUGUAUCUGGGAGGCGAGACCUAUUGGGUGUCUGUAAUUUCUUACAAUUCUGUUGGGAAGUCUCCAGAGGCUACCCUGAGGGUUCCUCCUAUUCAUGAAAAAUCAUUUCGGUGCAUUGAGGGCAUGCAGGCCCGCCCCACUCAGGACCAGCUGGUGGUGGAGUGGCAAAGCUCUGCUGCAGAGGUGGACACAUGGAUGGUUGAGUGGUUCCCAGACUUGGACUCAGAGCCUUCCACCUUUGCCUGGGAAUCUGUGUCUCAGGCUAGGAACUGGACAGUCCAGCAAGAUAAAUUAAAACCUUACUUGUGCUAUAACAUCUCUGUGUAUCCAAUUCUUCAAGACCGAGUGGGUGAGCCUUAUUCCAUUCAGGCUUAUGUCAAAGAAGGAGUUCCAUCAGCAGGUCCCGUGACCAAGGCAGAAAACAUUGAUGUGAAGACAGUCACAAUAACAUGGAAGGAGAUUCCUAAGAGUCAGAGAAAUGGCUUCAUCAGCAACUACACCAUAUUUUACCAAGCUGAAGGUGGUGAAGAAUUUUCCAAGACAGUCAACUCCAGCAUCCUGCGGUAUGACUUGGAGCCCCUGACACGAAACACCCCUUACACUGUUCAGAUCAUGGCCAGCACCAGUGCUGGGGGAGCCAACGGGACCAGGAUCAACUUCAAAACAUUGUCAAUUAGUGUCACUGAAAUUGUCCUUAUAACUUCUCUGGUUGGAGGAGGCCUUCUUAUUCUCAUCAUCCUCAUGGUGCCAUAUGGUCUGAAAAAACCCAACAAAUUGAAACACCUUUGUUGGCCCGAUGUCCCCAACCCUGCUGAAAGCAGUCUAGCUAUGUGGUGUGGAGAUGAUUUCAAGAAUAAGCUAAAUCUGAACACAGAAGGUAACAGGAUUCUAAAACCACAUUAUGCCCCUAGUGACCUAACUGACAAGAUGGUGGUGAACUUUGGGAAUUUUCUGGAAGAAGUUUCCACAGAAGAACCUCUGAAGUAUCAGAAAAACAUUGUUGGAGGGGAAAAGAAUGACUAUGUGACCUCCCCCUACAUGCCUUCUUGUCCCCCGGUAAAGAGCUUCCAGGAGCCCCUGGUUUCAGCCAAGAUUCUACCCAUAAAACCCCAAUCCCUGUGUGUGGGAAUGCCAAAAGGGACCUGCUCAGAAGACAAAGAGCAACUUCUCUUCUCUGGUCACCAUUUCUGUGAUGAAGGAGCACCAAAUCCAUACUUGAAAAAUUCAGUGACAAUGAGAGAAUUUCUUACGUCUGAAAAACUUCCAGACCAAACCAAGAGAGAAGUCUGA